Molecule: messenger RNA, 16491 nt
Organism: Stegastes partitus (bicolor damselfish)
Lineage: Eukaryota; Metazoa; Chordata; Actinopteri; Pomacentridae
Gene: rnf213a
Product: ring finger protein 213a
Exons: 67
Coding region: 139-15828 (5229 amino acids)
Biological process (GO): negative regulation of non-canonical Wnt signaling pathway; sprouting angiogenesis; ubiquitin-dependent protein catabolic process
Cellular component (GO): nucleolus; cytosol; membrane
Molecular function (GO): ubiquitin-protein transferase activity; ATP hydrolysis activity
Source: RefSeq, a predicted model, not a curated record
UACGGAAAUGAAGGGAUAGCAGGUCUUGGAUGUGACUAACAUCGCCGGUUCACCGCCGGAGCAGCAGCAGCAGCAGCAGCAGGGAUGAUUCGCGGUCUUUUCUUUUUGCAGAAAACAAGGAAUGACUGAAGUCUGACGAUGAAGUGCUCAGGUUGUGGCCAUAUUAUUGUGGAGAACACAGCCAAGUUCUGCAGUAAUUGUGGCAGCAAGCUGUCUGCCCAGCCUGCAAACACAACGGAUGCAGGAAAUGAGCCUCAAUCCUUGAAGACAGACUUGGACAAUAAAACGGAGACAUCAGUCCCUCAGAAAAAUGACAACAAAGAAUUCAACAAAAUUCCUAAACGGCAGAAUGAGGAGACGUUCAGCAACCUGAAGAAAAAGAAAAAGAAGAGACGGAAGAACAGAAAGAAGAAAGAUGGCAACAUGUCAUCAGAUCAAGAACAAGGUCCAUCUGACAUGUCGCAUAUGUCUCUGGAGGACAAUCAGACGAAGAGAACAGAGGACACUUCUGACACUGAAUACUCAGACAAUGCAAUGGAUGAAACACCAGAUGCACUCCAAGAUGAACUCUCCUCACUGCAGAACCAGCCGAGCUCCCCAGCAGCUAACAAUACUGCUGCGCCCUCUGAAGACACACAAGCCAUAUGCAGUGAAAACACAUCUGGCACAGCAGAGGCAAGUACAACAGACCAGUCUGAGGAAGCCGCAGGUAAACCUAAAGAGGGAGAGGACAAGGCACAAAAAUUAACUACAGAUCAGACACCUGAGACGCCACCUGCUGACACUCCGACUCAUCCCGUCUCAGAAGACGAAAAGAACACAACCUCUCAGUCGGGUUCUGGUAAAGGAACAAAUACCACUAACCCUAAAGGACAAAAAACGGACAGAAACAAAUCGCAAAACAAGAAAGACACAGUCGCUACUAAACAAUCUACACUGGACCAGAACGCCAACGUGGAACCAAAGCCAAAAGAGACAGCAGACGCCAAACAGAAGGGAAAAGGCAAGCAGGACCAGAAACAGAAGCAGACUGUAGCCAAUGAACAAAAGAUGAUUUUUGGCCCUCAAACAUCAUCAAAGGCUAAUAACACAGGCUCCAGCGUGGACCCAGAGGUGACAGAAGAGCCCAUGGUGGUUGAGCAGGCAGGGAACAGGCAGGACUCGACUCCAGCAAAGACCUCAGAUGGCGACAAAGGAUCUAAAGAUGCCAGUAAGGAUGGCACAAAUUCCAACACGCAAACAGGCCCGCCCCCCAAAAGGCCGACGAGGAACAAUACGAUUGCUGCACAAGACAGACUCACCAUUUACUUCCAUGCAGUUCUCUCGAAGGAUUUCAAAUUUGAUCCAAAAGAAGAUCAUAUCUUAAUCAGAGCUGGGCAUCCCAUUGGAACAUGGAAUGAAAAUGCAGUUGAACUAAAUGUGACCAGGGAUCUUGGAGAACAUGGGUUUCUGGUCGAAGGCAGUCUGAUGACAGUCAAAUCGAAAGCUCAGUCCGUGUCGAUACCAUACAAAUAUGUUGUCUACAGAAAAAAAAAGAGCACAUAUGAGUAUGAGUACAUAUACAAAAUGGAUUCACAUACCACGACCAACAGAUGUUUGUUUGUGAAACCCCACCUCAUCAAUGAUGACGGAGACUGGCAUCAAUAUGAUGACAUCAUCUGUGCUGAGCCAUCAAAGAACGUGCUCAAACGCAUCAAGGAUACACUCUGGCCUGAACAGAGGAAUAAUUUGAUCCAAGGCAGAGAGAUUGCUGGGAAUAUCAUGCUGGAGAGCAUAUUUGAUCUUCUCAGAAACUGGACUAAUACCAACUUGAGAAGUUUUCUGCUCCAGCUGAAUCAGUUCGUUCAGGUCUAUGGGGAGCCUUUUGUGUAUGAAGAGAGACAAAAGAAGUGGUAUUCCUUAAACUAUGGGGAAGAUGAGGUGAAGAAGAUGCUGAAAGAAUUCAUUCUGAAUAACGUGACUCCUCAGCUGAGGGAUGGAGAUGGCAAGAGUCUCUACAUUCACGACCCCUUGAGAGCAGCAGUGAUCAUGCUUUAUGUAUGCAGACAGCACAAAAUCAGACUUGAUAAUGCUGAGCACCAUCAGCUCUGUACUGCAUUGUGUUUACCCAAACUAGAGAAGGACAAUUUCCUUCAGUACUGGACAGAUUUUUCUCAGUGCGUGUCUACUCUCAAAAGUCUGCCAGAAAUGUUGGGGAAUCUGAUAACCACUGUGAAAACAGCGAGAAUGCCUCGAUGGAUUAUGGUACUGCCACUUUACCACCUCCUCAAAGGCACCACGAAACCCUUUGAAAUACCAACUUCUGGAAACUUGAAGUACGGUCCAUCCUGGGCAGGUUUACAAGGCCUUGAUAUGAGUACAUCAACAACCAUGUACAGUCAAGACAGAAAAGCUCUGUUAAAUGUGAUGAAAAACCACAGACACUUGAUGGAGGUGGAUGCACUUUUAGUUCGAUCCUAUUUGUACCUGAUGUCAAUUGAUGAACUCAUAGAGUGCAGCGACACCAUUAACCCUGAGCUUUUGGACAUGCUUCAUGUGUUCACUAACAAUGCUCCUCACGAUAUUACUGCUGGCAAUUUUCAGGCAGUAUCUGACAUUCUGUCACAUAUCCAAGGGCGUCUUAUUGAGGAAAAAUACAGAUGUUUUACAGAGGCUUAUAGGAGAGAGUGCCUGACAACAGCAGUGAGACUGUUAGAGAAGAUCUGCAAAGGGGUCAAACCAGCAUCAUAUUUGCAAAACUACCCUGAUAUUCCUGUAGCGUGCGCUAAUCUAGUGGCAUCAGUGUCAGACUUUGUUCGAUGCAACAAGCAACAGGAAUCUCAAGAAGGAGACAAAGAGCAGCAAUAUGCAAAACACUUGGUGAUCUCUCAGGCGAUGCUCAUAAUGAGAGACUGGAUCAGUCGGUCCUUCAAACAGGGUCUGCUCAGCCGGGGACUGACAUCGUUCUAUCAAGUUAAAGCAACAGAGGAGAUUGAAAUGUGGAACAACAUAAUCUCCAUCCAGUUCAAAGAUGAAGACUGCACAAAAGAGUGGAGGCAAACAUUUACCAAGGAUUUUGAGGGCAAGUAUAAACAGGAAUCUUCUCUGGAUCAAAUUGAAUUCUACUGCACAAAGAUAGAGGAACUGAGUGAUUCCCAUCCACAUGUUGCUACUCGCAUUGAGAGGUGUGCUCUCGAGGCUGUUACAGCUUUGUGUCAGACCAAGUCUGAGGGCAAACUGUUCGAGAGGUUGAAGAUAAAUUGGAAGUUCGGGAAACUCAUCUCUGCCAUUAUCCAAAAAUCCUGGCCAAGAGACACUCAUGGGAACUAUCAGGAAGAUGAAGAAGUGGUCCUUCAGCACCUUCUCUCCUGGACUGCUGCCAAAGACAUUUUCCAACUACACGGCGCAGAUGAAAAGCUGAUCGAGAAGCUCAGCCCCGAUGCAAGGGACAGAAUUGCUAUAGCCAUAUCGUCAUUCACAGCCAUGACCAAUCAAAUGGUCCAAGGACACAUCAAGAUCAGCCUGCUCAACAUCAUUUUGGAGAGGCGAGAUGUCUUCUUAGACCUGCUAAAGAUUGACUGCCUGUCUGAAAAUGGGCAAUACAAGGAUAGUGGCAAAAUGAGGAGGCUGUUGCAGUGCAGACAAGAUGAAGUGGCAGCUGUGUACCAUGAAAAGGAGCUUGUCGAUGUCCUUUUAACAAUGAGCCACAAACUAGAAGAACAUAUGACAGUCGACGUUGCCGAAAUUGAAGAAACCCAACAAGUCAACAUUGAGAUCACGCCUUUGGAUCGUUUCAUGGAGGUUCAUCAGUUUGGUCAGCUGCCCUCUCCAGACGCUGGUGUUGUCACUUACUUCAGUCUGGAUGAACAAAUCAGAGAAAUGGCCGAGGUCCUGUACACCUUCAAGGACAGUUAUGUGUUCAAAAUGUGUUGGGAGAAACAAGUCAAACUCCUGGCCUCUGAAGAAAUGGAAGACGGCGACGACCCUGAUGAGCAAGACUUAGAACCUAUUACAGGAACACCUGAAGUGAUUUAUGAUGAAAUUUUCUUGACUUGCUUUGAUGAUUACAAAGAUAUCUAUACUCGUCUGAAGAAUGGCAGUAUAAGGCUAGAAGAGGUCAACCAGCUUUUCCGAGAUUACAAGGGCAAGUACGAAGAGCUUGCUCAGGACCUGGACAUCAUGUGCAGAGUUGAUAAAUCAAUGGACAAACAGUGGAUCCACAGCAGGGUUCAGCAGGUUGAGCAGUAUCAUGAGCUUCAUCUUGCUGUGGCUUCAGCUCAAGUUAUCAUGAUGGUCAAAGAGACGCUUUGUCUUAAUGGGGACUUCAAGGUUCUUGAGACACUCACAAAAGUGAUUCAUGCAGACUUUCAGAAGGAGAAGCUUAGUCGCAUUGACAAUGAGUUGAUGCAGGCUAAGACAGUUCUGGUGGACAUCACUGAGCCCCGCAGACAGUGUCUCAACGAGCUUGGACUCAGAGGACACUUUGUAAAAUGGGUCAAGGAUGCCCUUGAAGAUAUCAAUGAGUUGAAGGUGUUUGUUGACAUCGCUUCCAUCUCUGCGGGAGAGAAUGACAUGGAUGUGGAUCGUGUCGCUUGCUUCCAUGACGCUGUCCUCGGCUACUCUUCAGUGCUUUAUGAGCUCAAGCCAGACUCUGGUUUUCAUGCCUUUAAAGAAGUGCUGAAGAAGCUGUGGAAAGCUUUGGAGAAUGACAGCAACCUGCCAAAAAAACUAAAGGACAGUGCACGUCACUUGGAGUGGUUGAGGACUGUGAAGGACAGUCACGGGUCAGUGGAGCUGUCAUCUCUUUCGUUAGCAUCAGCCAUCAACAACAAAGGAAUCUACCUGAUCAGCGCACAAGGUGUAAAAAAGCUGUGUCUUGACACAGCCCUGAAGCUGCAAAUUCCAGAGGAGCACGAUGAGGGCCAUCACAUGCGCUGCUAUUCUCUUGAGGACCUGAGGGAACUGCAGAACAAACUGAUGCUCAUGUCUGGGAAAGGGGAACAAGGGCAGAACGAAGUCGAUCAGUUUGCAGAGGUUUUUGCCAGUGUUCAAAGACUAGCUGAGGCAUUCAUUGCUCUUUACACAGCGGGGAAUCCUCUGUUCAGACACUGGGAGGUGCAAAUCCACUGCCGUUUAAAUAGCGAAGAACCUAGCAUUCUGAUGGACUUCAACCUGGGAACUGUUCUCAGUCUCAUUGUGGAGGGCAGCAUAGAGGAGCAACUUCCUGAACUGUGCAGAAAAAUGGAAAAAUGUCUGGACUAUUGGAUGGAUUUUGUAGAUAAACAGAGAUCCCAACACUACUAUCUGAACUAUUACACUGCUGAACAAAUAGUCUACCUAUGCAGCAAGCUGACUCAGCAAAAUGUGACCAAUGUUGAUGACCAAGUUCUCAUGAUGCUGUCCUUCAUCAAGCCAAAUUGCACAUCCUCUGAUCUGAGGCAAGUCUGGCAUGCACUUCAGUAUGAAAUCCUCAUCAAACCACAAGAACAAAAUGAGGACAUUGAGUUUCAGACUUUUGCUGUCAUGCCAAGUAGUGAACUGGGGGACCCAGACUUUACCAGCGAAUUGGAUCCUCUGUCAAGUCUUGUGGAACAAGCAAAUGGUUUGCAAAAGUUUGAUCGGAUAUGGAAUGCAUAUAUGAAGGACAUGAAGAAAUUUCUCCCACACAUUCUUGAUAUAAAAAGUCUUGGAAGUCUCUUGGAAAAACUCGCCAACAAAGUUGAUGAGAGCGAAGAACAUGACAGUGACGAAGAUAUUUCUGAUGAUAGCACUGGAAAUUUCAUAAAGCGGCAGCUACCCAAAGGUCUGGCCUCUGGAAACCCAAACCUCAUAGUUUGCCCACAUGAUGAAGUCUUGACAUCUUGCAUCUCCAUUUACAUGAAUAGUGAUGACCAGACACUUCCCACCUAUGAUGAAGUUCUCCUGUGCAACUCCUCAACACCAUACGAGCAGGUAGAGCUAUUCCUCAGACGCUGCCUUAGCCCAGGCUAUGGGGGACAGAAGAUAUACUCUCUGCUGUAUGGCGAUCUUCUCACUUAUGAUGUGAGCUCCAAAGUUGAGAACUUUUUUCAGCGAAUGAAAAUGCAGAGUAUUAAAGACUACAGACUUGUCAUCAUUUGCAGCUCAGAGCGAGAACACGCCUACCUUCCGUCAGCCUUUAGCCAGUACAGAUUGCACAUGGUUCCCCAGGAGCCACUGGUAAGGAUCCAGACAUACCUCCACAAACACUAUGCCGUCCCAGCAGAUCAGUGCAGCGCCGCAGCUGCAUUUAAAGACAGGCUCUGCGUUGGUGUCAUCUCAUCCAAAAGGGCUGGUGUUGGUAAAUCUCUCUACAUCAAGAGGUUGUAUGAAAAACUGACGCACUCAACCAAGAAGCAAUCAGUGAUGAAAUGCAUUCGAUUGAUUGAACCAAACGUUGAUGAGAAUGUCAUUCUUCAAUCUCUGUUGGAAACCCCAAGAAGGAAAGAACUCGCAAUGUUCCACUUUGACAUCACAUCAUCGGUGCAGAAAGGUCUCCACGAGUUCCUUUUCAAAUUGUUGAUUUUGCGCUAUCUGAUGGACUCUGAGGGAAAGAUGUGGAAGUGCAAUGACAAGCAGCUGUAUGUCAUUGAGAUUUUAGAGUCCACUGUCAAGUUAGCAAGAAAUGCUUCACGACAGGCUCAAACAGUGAACAGCACAUUCACAGAUGUUUUCCCACAUAUCUUCUGCCGACCACCCAAAGAGGUUCUGAUGCUAGAGAUGAGGAGGCAAGAAGACCCUACUAUUGUGAGCAGUGAUGACCCACUGAUGGAUGAUGAAGAAUUCAGGAGCGAAGCCUUUCAGCGGCCAUACCAGUACCUCACACGGUUUCAUAACCACAGUAAUCUAGACGUGUUCACGUAUCAGGAUGUUGAGGGGUCGCACGUAGAGUGUCUGCAGAUGCUUCUCAUGCACUGUGGCAUCAUGGACCCAUCGUGGGCAGAACUGAGAAAUUUUGCAUGGUUCCUUAACCUUCAGCUUAAAGACUGUGAGACAUCUGUUUUUUGUGAUGCUACUUUCACUGGAGACACACUAAGUGGAUUUAAAACCUUUGUGGUGGACUUCAUGAUUCUGAUGGCAAAAGACUUUGCUUCUCCAUCACUCAGCAUCUCUGACCAGAGUCCUGGCAGGCUGCAAUUCGAUCUCACUGGUGUCCGAGAUGAAGACUUGGCUCCUUUUCUCAUCAGAAAAAGAUGGGAAACAGAACCACAUCCAUACAUCUUCUUUAAUGAUGACCAUGUGUCCAUGACCUUUAUUGGUUUUCAUCUCCAGCCCAAUGAGCAGAACUCUGUUGAUGCCAUUGAGCCCACCUCUGGAAGAGUUAUAAAGAAGAAUGUUAUGACAAAGGCAUUGUACGAAGGCCUAAAGCUACAGAGAGUCCCUUUCAACAUUGACUUUGAUUGCCUUCCAAGAUCGGAGAAAAUCGAGCGAAUCUGCAAUGUUCUUGGUAUCCAGUGGCCUCUUGACCCUGAUGAAACAUAUGAACUUACAACUGACAACAUUUUGAAAAUGCUGGCAAUCCACAUGCGAUUCAGGUGUGGCAUCCCUGUCAUUAUCAUGGGAGAGACAGGUUGUGGUAAGACAAGACUCAUCAAAUUCCUCUGUGAAUUGCGACGGAGUGGAGUGUCCACUGAGAACAUGAAACUGGUCAAGGUGCAUGGAGGAACAACUUCAGAGAUGAUCUACAGCAAAGUUAGUGAAGCAGAAGACAUUGCUUCCAUCAACAAGCAAGACUAUGGAUUUGACUCAGUUCUCUUCUUUGAUGAGGCCAACACUACUGAGGCCAUCAGCAGUAUUAAGGAGGUCCUGUGCGACAAGACGGUCAAGGGAGAAAAGCUGUCAUCCACCUGUGGAUUGCAGAUUAUUGCUGCGUGCAACCCUUACCGAAAGCACACAGAUGAAAUGAUUCGGAGGUUAGAAUCUGCAGGUCUUGGGUACAGAGUUGGAGCUGAAGAGACUGAUGAAAAGCUCGGAUCUAUCCCUCUCCGCCAGUUAGUGUAUAGAGUUCAAGCAUUGCCACCAAGCAUGAUUCCUUUGGUGUGGGACUUUGGACAGUUAAAUGACCACACAGAGAAAAUAUACAUCCAACAGAUUGUGCAAAGAGUGGUUGAAAGCAAAGAACUUGAUCGAAGUUACAUCAAGUGGAUCACUGAUGUCCUUUCAGCUUCACAGAAGUACAUGCGGACAAGAAAGGAUGAAUGCAGCUUUGUUAGCCUGAGAGAUGUAGAACGCUGCAUGCAGGCUUUUGUUUGGUUUUUUGACAACCACGUCAUGUUUUUUGCAGAACUGGAAGAAUUUGAGAGUAGUCAAAAUGCUGAGAAGCAAGAAAGGCAUCAGAGACAGCCUGAGGUCAGAGACCCUGUUCUAUGGUCUCUGGUCAUGGCUGUAGGAGUGUGCUACCACGCCUGCCUUGAAAAUAAGGAUAAAUACAGACAAAAAAUCAGCAAAAGCCUGCCACCAGCAUACAGCCCAGUAAAGGUAAUGCAGGAAAUCUCACUAAUGCAAGAUUUGCUUCUGAGUGGUGUGCCAAUGGGCGAUACCAUUGCAAGAAACAGUGCCCUCAAGGAGAACGUGUUCAUGAUGGUCCUCUGCAUUGAGUUAAGAAUCCCUCUGUUCCUAGUUGGAAAACCUGGAAGUUCAAAAUCACUGUCUAAGACUCUGGUGGCAGACGCAAUGCAAGGCCAAGCUGCUCAUUCUGACCUCUUCAAAAUGCUCAAACAGGUCCAUUUGGUGUCCUUCCAGUGCAGUCCUCACUCAACGCCAGAGGGCAUCAUUAAUACAUUCAAGCAAUGCGGACGCUUUCAGGAGGGGAAAAACCUGGAUGAGUACAUUUCAGUUGUGGUUCUAGACGAGAUUGGACUGGCUGAGGACUCUCCAAAGAUGCCACUGAAAACCCUUCAUCCAUUGCUAGAGGAGGGCUGCAUUGAUGAUGAACCACUACCGCACAAAAAGGUUGGAUUCAUUGGCAUCUCCAACUGGGCACUAGACCCUGCGAAGAUGAACAGAGGCAUUUUUGUCUCCCGUGGUGACCCUGACGAGAAGGAGCUCAUUGAGAGUGCUAAAGGCAUAUGCUCAUCUGAUGCAAUGGUUUUGGAGAAAGUCAGGGAUUUUUUCCAACCCUUUGCAAGAGCCUAUUUGAACAUCUGCCGCAAACAAGGCAAAGGGUUUUUUGGCUUGCGUGACUAUUACAGCUUGAUUAAGAUGAUCUUCGCAAUGGCCAAAGCUUCUCAACGGAAGCCAACUGCAGAGGAGACCGUGAAGGCAGUGUUGAGAAAUUUCAGUGGCAGGGAUGAUGUAGAUGCAGUUAGUGUCUUCACUAAAAGACUGAUGAUGGUACCAAACCUGGAGAACAUCAGUGCCAUUGAGUUUGUGAGAGAAAACAUUCAGGCGGUUGGACAGGAAGAAGAAUGUCGGUACCUGCUGGUGCUAACAAAAAACUAUGCAGCCCUACAGAUCUUGCAGCAAACCUUCUUUUCAGAAAGUGGUCAACCAGAGAUAAUCUUCGGAUCCAGCUUCCCAAAAGACCAAGAGUAUACCCAAAUCUGUCGCAACAUAAACAGAGUAAAGAUAUGCAUGGAGACAGGUCAAACAGUUGUGCUCCUAAACUUGCAGAACCUCUAUGAAAGUCUCUAUGAUGCCCUCAACCAAUACUACGUAUGCUUGGGAGGGCAGAAAUAUGUGGAUCUUGGACUGGGAACCCAUCGUGUCAAAUGCAGGGUGCACAAAGACUUCAGGCUGAUUGUCAUUGAGGAAAGAGAGGUGGUCUACAAACAGUUCCCAAUACCUCUAAUCAACCGGCUGGAGAAACACUACCUGGACAUUCACACUGUCCUCAAAACUGAGCAGAAGAGGAUGGUGAAGGAACUGGAGAGAUGGGUUGCACUUUUUGUAUCCAUGAGCACUCAGCAUUCAGCAGUGGCCCAGACAUACAAAUAUCAACCCCCAGAUGUCUUCAUUGGUUACCACUCAGACACAUGUGCCUCUGUGGUUCUUCAAGCAAUAGAGAGGCAGAAAGACAGUUUGGAAACCACAGAUUCUGACAGGAGGAUGCUCGAUGAGGCAAAACUCAUAUUGCUCAAGUGUGCAACGCCAGACUCAGUGGUGCGGUUGGACUGCACAGGACUUCCAAAAGUGGAAAGUGAACAUCUGGGGAGGGUCUACUUUGAAGAGCAGAAUAACAACGGUUUGGUGGACUACAUACUUGCUCAUACAAGGCAAGAAGUCCAUUGCGUCUCCUUCUUCACAGAGGUGUCAACAUUCUCCAGACUUUUGACUGCAUCUGACUUGGAGCCACUGGAGCAAAUGUUGCAUAGCAUUGAGCUUCUCUCACUCCAGCAGUUUGACACAGAGCACUCCUUCCUGAAGAAGAUCAGAAACUUCCUCACAGCAGAGCGUGGAAGCAGUACUGCUGGACCAUGCAACAAGAUCCUUAUCAUUCAGUGUGAUUUUGAUGAGGGCUCUCAUAGUGCCAAUCUCAUUGCAUCUGCAAAGUAUUCGUCAAUAAACGAAAUCAACAAGAUAACUCAGGAGAGCAUGGGAAGCAAAGUGUUUGUCUACUUUAUCACCAGGCUGCCAAGAAUGGAAGGUGGAACUUCCUACAUUGGUUUUCAUGGAGGGCCGUGGAGAUCCGUUCACAUUGAUGACCUCAGACGGUCAAAAGACAUUGUUUCAGACAUCAAAAGCUUGCAAAACAUGACCAUCAGUCAGAUGUUUGAAACAAAGAGGGAUCAGGCUGAAGCUAUGGAGGUGGAUGACAUGUACACUGACAAUGACUUGGAGAAACCAGAGUUCGAAGAAAAUGGCUUGGAAAAUGUUGUGGACACCACAGCACUGCUGCGGAGCUGUGUGCAGAAUGCUGUAAGCAUGCUGAGAGAUCAGGUGGAAAGUGGUGUCCGCAGCACUCAGAGAGUUGAGAUCCUUCUGACGCUUCUGACUGACAAUGAUGAGAUAGCUGGUGAAUUUCUACAAAUUGUGAAGAAGCAUCUUCACUCGUUGAUGGUGACUCAAGAAAGCAACACCAUCUCAUCCAUCAAGAGCAACUGGGUCCUAAAGGAGGCCUCAAACAUUGAUGCUUUGCAAGAGGGAGGUACCUUCAGGCACACUUUAUGGAAGCGUGUUCAGGCAGUGGUUGUCCCCCUGUUGGCACAUCUAGUUGCAGUCAUUGACCGUGACCAAAACCUGGACCUCCUGCUUGAUAGACACUGUGGUGACUCUGUUAAGAGGCUGUGGUUGGAUAUCUUUGGCAAUGAUAAGCUGCUGGAAAUCUCACGCCUGACACUUGACCACAACUCUGAGACUAGAACAAUCCUUGUGCAGAGCUCCAUUGCCCAAGACAGGAACAUGAGCUGCAGCAUGCCCUUCAGCUGGAGGAUUAAGGACUACCUGGAGGAACUCUGGGUUUAUGCACGUCAACAUGAAGGGCACACACAACAAAACUUAGAUGACUUCUUUGGGAAGACCCCACUGGGACGCUACAUCGCAAAAUCAGAUGCAGACAUGCAGGCAGAGUUUUUUCAUCGCUACCUCCAGGAUUUCGUCUCUAUGACAAUGAACGUCACUUGCCAGGAGGAUCUGCAGCUCUUGUGUGGUGCUUUGAAUUGCUGUGUCAGCGAGAUGCGAUUGCAGCUAAAUCACACAGAAACAGUGGUAUCUCUUCCAUGGGUCCACGCUGCUUAUCAUGAGUUCAAGAACCGGCUGCAGAACCUGUCCAGAAUGAUCUGCAUUGAACCCCAGGUCACUCAGGACCUCCUGGGAAAUACUCAAGCCAGAGAUGGGGUUGAACUGGUGCUCGAUGUGUAUGCUGCCUUUGCAUGUCUGGAAUACCUGGAGCCCAAAGUCCUGGACACAGAUGCCCAAAGACAAGCCUGGCUUAGACGGGUGAAGAAACUCCAGGUUCCAAUUGAGUUGAUCUGCUCAGAGGAAAGUGUGAGACAUUAUGGACAGAGAAGCGGGAUGUUUGUCAGUAGAGUCCAAGCUGGGUGGAAUCGAGUAUUUUCUCUUUCUCUGUUCGUGGAACACAUGCUGUUGGGAAUUGAGGAUCUGGAGAAAAAGCUGGCACCUUUAGUUUCUGAGAAUACACGAAGGCUUGGCCAGAUACUGGAAAAAAAUUCAGACCUAAAAACUCAGCAGACAUUUGAGGCAGUAAUAGGUUUGCUCAAAACCUGCAAAGAUGGAGCCGUCGAACGCAUCUUCAGGUUUGGUCUCACUCUCUGCCCAGUGUGCAUGGGACACCCUCACGAUCCACUCUGUCUGCCGUGUGAUCACAUCUACUGUGUAGACUGUAUCAAACAGUGGCUGAUCCCUGGUCAGAUGUACUGUCCCCUCUGCAUGCAGCCAGUUGACGAAGACUUCCGCAUGGUUCCUACAGAUGAAAUAAGGAUUCUGAUCAACCAACAUGCUCAGUUCAGGAAGCAGUGCAAUGCUUUCUUCAUCGACCUGGUGUCUACUGUGUGCUUCAAGGACAACGCUCCACCUGAUUCAGCUGUCAUUCUUCAUUUGCUGUCCUUGCUGAUGGUGGAGGCAAACACUAUUCCCUUUCUCAAAGAUAAGCGACAAAUCCUGACCAAGGUGCUUUCUCCGUUUGAUGACUCUGUGGAUAAAAAUCCAGUGGUUCGAUCAGUGGUGCUCAAACUCCUGCUGAAGUAUAGCUUUGAUGAAGUUAAAGAUUACCUGCAGCAGCAUCUGAUGGCAGUUGAGCAGAGCAACAUCUUGGAGGAGACAGACAAGACUGAACUCUACUGCUUGUACAUUAACUGCCUGGAGGAUUCCAUGUUUGAGAGGUUGCAGUUCAGGUCCCCUGCAGAUCAGCAUGCAUGUUUACAGGAUGAGAGUGCCUUCCUAACUGACUUCCUGCACAGUCAGUCUGCUGAAACAGCCACUGUGGAGUACCUGCAGCAGGUGGCUAGAGUGCGUAUGGACCUGGAUAUGACUGCAGGCCUCAUUGUAGAGAAACUGAGAGCCACAGGCUCCCAGGAAGGUGAUCAAAGUGGAACCGCAGCCUUCCUGACCAGUAUGGUGAACUUGUGUAGGCGGAGUGGGAACGACUGGUAUCGCAUCUAUUUGAUCCGAAAGAUCUGCAGCCAGCAUGGAGUAGAGUUUGUCCUGAAGCUCCUCAAAGUGGAUCAAAUGUCUUGGCUCUUCCCUGCAGAAGUUCUGCUAAAGAAUGAAGAAGCCACCCCAAUAGACCAGUAUCUGGUGUGUGGAGAAGAUUACAAGACGAUCAGAGAUGCUGUUGCAAAAGGAGUAAUGGAAGGCAAAGUGGAUGGACUGGACCAGGCUUGUGAGGCUUGCAGAUGCCUACCACAGUGGAAAACCGUUUACCUUCUGCUGGCGCUGUACAGAGAGGUCACCACUCUCUACAGAGAAACCAACGCUAGCUUCCAUCCUAAGCCUGAGCAAUUAGAAGUCCUGGUGACUUACAUCCAGACAUCCAAACUCCUUACCAGCCCAGAGGUUAAAGCCUUUGCCCAGGCUCUGGUGACCAACCAACUUGGACCGCUGGCUGUUCGUCCCGGGGUCUCUGGUGCACAGUGUGUGUCAGUGGAAUUAACCAUUCACUUGGCGGUUGUCUUGCUCUGUGGAAACCAGGGGAUCUUAGCACCCCUGCAGCAGCUAGCAUUGGCACCUGCCAACAUGCAGGCAGCUUUCUUGCCCACCAUGCCAGAGGACAUGUUAGCAGUGGCUCAACAAGCUAUGGGUCCAUUGCAGUGGUACUAUUGUCCAAAUGGUCACCCCUGCACCAUUGGCGAGUGUGGACAGCCUAUGCAAAUAAGUCACUGUGUAGACUGCAAUGCUGAGAUUGGAGGAAACAACCAUUUGCCUGUGCAGGGAUUUAGGCCUGCUCAGUUGCAGGGUGACCGCACUCAGAGAGGCCACAUCCUUGGUGACCCCAGUCGCAGGGACAAUCCAGACAUGCUGGACACAAAAAGCAUUUCCCCCGUUCCCUUCUCCAUUGUCCGCAUGCUCACUCACAUGGCCAUGCUGCUCGGAGCCUCGAGCAACCCACAGCCUGUCUCUGCGCUCAUCAAGCCUCCGGUCCCAGACACAGGAGCAUUUCUACUUGCACACCUGAGGAAGGACAUGAAGCAUCUCAUCAGAUCUCUGGGGAAGGGGACAGAUGACACAGUCAGUGCUGUUCACCUGCUAAUCAACAGCCUCCUUGAACCCCACCAGCAACAAACAUGGCCUGCUCCUUAUGACAAUCUGCUCUCCACCAAAGAAGCUAGAAACGGAUGGGAGGUGGAAGUGAGCAAUGCCAUCAUCACACCUCAGCUGAAGCACUUGGAUAGACGGCUAAAGGAAGUGAACACAUUCGUCCGGGGUGACUCUCGCAUCUCUGCCAAUCCAAUCAUGAAGCUUAUGUUUGGCGAUCCUCGUCUCUUUUUGGCCUCACUUCCCCCAAAUUCUCUCAUCCAUGGUUGUGCUGUGUGGAGCUGCAGGGAGAAAGUGUCUCUGCUGAGCCUCACCCACAUUGUGGAGCAAAAUGAUGGCAAAGACACCCUGCCAGUGCUCUGGAGGUUUCUGCAUAGGGAGGCAGAAGUCCGACUGGUGAAGCACCUUCCUGACAUCCUCACACUCCAGCAGGAUCUCGUCAAAAAGUUUCAAAACAUUGCUGAGCUGACUUAUGGCACCAUUGCAGAAUUUCUUCGCAGUCAGAAAGCAGGUUCGCUGAAAGCCUGGUAUGAGAAAUACAUCAGGAUCUUCUUGAAAACCUGGAAUCAACUCAGAGUUUCGCUGGCAACCAACGGUGAGAUUAAGAUCCCAGCUGAGUUCUGCCAGAAGGACCUAGACCUCACCAGUGACUUCAAGGUGCUGUUACCACGGCGACAAGGCCCAGGCCUGUGCUCUACAGCCCUUGUCAGCUACCUGAUUGCACUGCACAAUGACCUUGUCUACUAUGUAGACAAGCACACUGGAGAGGAGACCAGCUACAAAGUGAGCCCCGCAGAUCUGACUGACCUCCAUGUAAUUCGCUAUGAGCUGGAGAAGGACUUGAUGCCCCUCAUUCUGUCCAACACCCAGUACAGCAUCGAGAGGGGCCAGGAGACCCUUCAUGAGUACGACCUGCCAAAGAUCCAGCAGCAGAUCAUCUCCCGCUUUCUGCUGGGAAAACCUCUCAUCACUCUCAAUGGCAUUCCAACACUAGUGAACAGACAUGACCGCAACUAUGAGAUUAUCCUGAAGGACGUGAAAGCAAAAGUCAGUCAGGAGCCUCUUCAGACUGUCACGCUCUUUGCCGUGGCUGGAGAACUGCACUCUUACAGUGAGGUGUGUGAAGCCUUGUCCACGCUGGAAGUGGCCCUUGGUUUCCUGGCCAUGACUGGGGGAGAGCCUCACAUGCAACUGUCCUGCUACCUGGAGGAGGUGCUGCAGAUGGGAAACCAGAUGGCUCAGCAUAUCCUCAAGGCCUUGAGCAUGUGUUGUCUAAAGCAUUGUGUAGCGCUGUGGCAGCUGCUGACUUCACUCAAAUCAGAAAAUAUGCUGCGGCUCAAGAGGGAUCCCUUUGUGGAAGUUUCAGAUAAGUACAAACAGGCCCUGGGUGAGGACGAGCACAGGUUGCUGACUGGUUUCUUCUCCAAGACCAGCGCUGACACUUUCCUGCUGGAGAUGCACGAGUUCCUGGUGCUUGUCCUCAAAAAGCCCAAUGCUCCUGAUACAUACAGGCCUGACUGGAGCUUGAAGGACACACUGGUGUCCUACAUGGAAUGCAAAGACAUGGACAUUCCCCCUGACGUGGAGGAGCUCUUUCCAGAGGAGAUCUGUCUGUCCCAUUACGUCGAAGCCUGGAAGUUCAUCAUCACCUUCAAGCAGGAGAAUACUCAGAGGCAGUGAAGACAAGAGGAAAGGAUUAGGGAAGUUUUUUUGUCUGCUUUCCUUAUUUGACAUCAUUAAAUCCCUUAGAUGAAGUUUACAACUUGAGCUGACAGUAUUGCGGUAUCAUAUAUUACCUAUAUUUAUCCAGAGAAGAUGUGCCUUUUUACGAGCAGUAGUGUUGAGAUUCAUAGCACCACAGGAUAUGUGUACAGUUCACAUUUACAACUUAUCUGCAUGAAGAUGUGAACUUUGGGGAUAUUUUUUUGAUGAUCUGUUCUUGUUUUGUAUUUCUUUCUAUCUUCCUAAGAAUCAACAUGUACAGUGUUUCUGUACAGUUGAAGUCUUUUUGCUUGCACUUUACGUCUUUACUAAUAAUGUGAAUUUGAAAACAAAAAAAAAAAUCUGAAUUCACUCAGGUACAAAAUGCGCAGUAAAUCAGGAGAGUUUAAAUCAAAGUGGCCAUUUACAUUUAUCAAGAAUAAUGUGUCUUUUCACUUGAAUCAAACAUUUUUGUCAUUCCAUUCAUUUCUGGCACCAUUUAGCUGUGCUAUGCUGCUGUUUCAUAUGUAAAAGUUGGGUUUGCCUUUUUUGAAAUUCCAUAUUUGCCUUCUUACAUUUGUUUUUUUUUUUUUUUCCAUUUAAUUGUCUUAGACAUCCAAUAAAACGUAACUAUUACCUGUG